GUAGUUUACGAAUUAUUUCAUUCUUGCUGCACACUCACUCCCAGUUUUAUAGUAAUUCAUAAUGUAAAACUAAUAAUGAUUGUGUAGAAAUAGCACAUAGAAGGGAUUUGAUGUCAGUCGCUUGGUAUGAUGCGAGUUCUUGGUGGCUAAAAUUCCUGUUGACUGUCCCUUUAAACUGGAGAAAGAAAAUAGCUUCUGAACAGACUUUUGCGCGUGCGUAGCAAUAUAAUGGUCCUCGAGGCAAUACUGGAGUAUAGAGCGCAUUCCUAAAGGAAAAUAGACACUGUCACCCAUCCCAAACAGACCAGAAGGAGUCAUGGGGAGUGUGUUCUUGCCGUCGGACCUCGCCAACACAGUGCUGAGGCGUUUGCGCAGGGACAACGGCUACCUGUUAGAGGAGAUCCGUCAGGGCAACAUCCAGAGAGAGUGCAGAGAGGAGAUCUGCACCUACGAGGAAGCCAGGGAGGCCUUUGAGAACGAUGACAAAACUCAACGGUUCUGGGAGGAGUAUGUGCGGGAGAGCAGUGGCGGGCAGCAGUUGGAGGGCAGAGUCCACUCCCUCUACCUGAUCCUCCCCUUGCUCCUGGUGCUCCUGAUCUCCGGCGUGGCCAUCACUGUGUGGCGCUGCCACUCCCGCAAGCGCUUGGAACGCAACCCCGCCCUGGGCCACUCCCACCAGGACCCCACCCUAUCGUUGGUCUCCAUGGACCGGUGGGGGCGGGACCUCCACGACCACUCGGAGCUCAGCGUCAACAGCAGCCCCGCCGACCCGGGCUCGGAGGUCACGCCGGCGAGGGGAGGCAGAGGAGACCCGCCCCCGUCUUACGACGAGGCGGUCGGCCACACAGAUGUGCACAUAGAGACAGAGCCUCCUCCUCAGUAUGAGGACAUCAUUGGCCAUGGGAAGUGAAGUGACCCCCCCCCCCUCUGUCUCAACCGGCCUCCAUCCAGCUAGAUCAGGGGUGUCAAACUCAUUCCAUGGAGGGCCGUCUGUCUGCUGGUGUUUUUUUUCUUUUUCUCCUCAAUUCAGACCAGCUGAGGGGAGGUACUAACUAAUCAAUGACCUUAAUUCGUCAGUCAGGGAGGAGGGGAAAACCUCAGCGGGAGGGAGGAGGGAAAACCUCAGCGGGAGGGAGGAGGGAAAACCUCAGCGGGAGGGAGGAG
Oncorhynchus nerka (sockeye salmon) is the source of this 1164-nucleotide messenger RNA. Its product is annotated as transmembrane gamma-carboxyglutamic acid protein 1-like. Gene Ontology annotation, cellular component: extracellular region. Bases 317 to 910 code for a protein of 197 amino acids. NCBI's taxonomy places the organism in Eukaryota, Metazoa, Chordata, Actinopteri, Salmoniformes, Salmonidae. The transcript is spliced from 4 exons. Gene Ontology annotation, molecular function: calcium ion binding. The record is from RefSeq and is a predicted model, not a curated record.